Molecule: messenger RNA, 961 nt
Organism: Prorocentrum cordatum
Lineage: Eukaryota; Dinophyceae; Prorocentrales; Prorocentraceae
Source: the annotation of a GenBank genome assembly
GCCCUGUACGUGUUGGCGUGCGCCCACGUUGCUUCUGUCCGCGUGGCCCUUUGCGCGAGGCAGCCGCCCUCCGGACUGCGAGGCAGUCACGGCGCGGUUCUUCUUAUAGGCGCCCGCCAAGAUUGUUAGAGUGCCCAGUGGCCGACGGCUGGGAUGAGCACGCAGAGGUGGGCGACGACUCCAACGGCCAUCCUCUGCCGCACGCUCGGGCCGCGGCGCGCCGACGGGCGUGAGGGUGACGGAGCUGCAAUCGUUUGCCACGCCAGCGGGGCCUACUUCACGGGCCUCGCGCCGGCGAGGGCCCCGCUGCGGCCCUGCCUUCGAGGGAGAGGCGGGCCGUGGCUCGCACGGCCAGCUCCGCCGUCGGCGGAUUUGUACAGGCGCGAUGCCGCCUUCCUGACAAGCCGCUUGCUGCCUUCCGCGGCGCCGGACAUCGCUGCUCCCCACCUCUUUUGAAUACGUUGUGACCAGUGCGCGCAAGAUGGCUUAGGCCUCUUGCGCGAGUUUCCAGCUCACAUGUUCCAAGCCGCCCGGAUUCGGCCAGAGUGCGCGGGGUCCGGGGAUCGCGCCGCAUCGCGAGGCGCGACCCCAAGCACGAUUCGUUCCACCCUGACGUCGCCGACGCAUUGAUUUGGAUUUGGCGACGCGGCGCGGAUCGAUAUGAUACUUCCUGGGGGCCACUGGUUUUUCCCAAACGGUACGCACGGGGCUCCCGCAGCGAGGGCCGUUGGGUGCUCAGGAGCGCUCCUGGAGCGCAACCAGAGCCGAUCGCGUCACGAUGGCUGCGUUCGUAGCCCCGUGUGCGGACGCCUGGACCGCGCGCCGACCGCGGGCUGCCUCUCGUGCCUUUCCGCCUCCGUCCCUCUCUGCCACGUUCGCGCGCCCCCGCUCAUUCCCGUCCCAAGAAAGACCUCGAUCCGUGAUCCUCUGGCCCCGUUUGGGCGGCCCCUUCGUGACGCGC